Megachile rotundata (alfalfa leafcutting bee) is the source of this 2302-nucleotide messenger RNA. RefSeq lists its product as uncharacterized. Gene Ontology annotation, cellular component: nucleus. Gene Ontology annotation, biological process: regulation of transcription by RNA polymerase II; cell differentiation. NCBI's taxonomy places the organism in Eukaryota, Metazoa, Arthropoda, Insecta, Hymenoptera, Megachilidae. Gene Ontology annotation, molecular function: RNA polymerase II cis-regulatory region sequence-specific DNA binding; DNA-binding transcription factor activity, RNA polymerase II-specific. The record is from RefSeq and is a predicted model, not a curated record.
CAAUGACUUUUGCACCCCUCUCGUUCCCUUCCUCGAUGCUUGCCAGUCUCUGUGUACGCUUCUCGAAGCGUGCACCGAAAAUCCUGCCACCCACCGAGCCUCCUCUCGUUGCCCUUCAACGGUGUGCACCAAGGGUUCAAAGUUAGAAGCCAACCCCUUUUCGCGCAGGCCGCUUUCGACCGACCAAUAGUCGUCGAGCAGCCACGAUUUCCACCCUUGGCUCGCGAGUUAACUCGACCAAUGGGCGACCGGUUGCCGCAGACGGGUAGGGGUGGCAUGGCGCUUCCACCCCCAAAAUGGCUGCGAAAUCGCGCGAGCAUUAGGCAGCCCGUUCGAAAUAAACGGGCGGAUUAAUUGUAGAAGGGUAGCGAGGAGGUGCGUCGGUGUAACUCGUGCCAGUAACUUUUCCAACCCCCACCUGCGAUGCUUUCGGAGCAACAUGCGCUCGUCGCGGAGGAUACCAAAUCUUUGGACAGACAUAUCCGGUCAUCCGCUGCGACGCAGAACGACGCUUAGCGUCCGCAGGUUAGCAUGAUAAUUCUCGGGUCGGUCGUUGUUCGAGUGUUUUCGUGCCGAUACACAGCUUGCGAUCAGCUGAUUCGUGCGGUUACGGUAUUUUAAAAGAAACGUUGGUUCUUCGAACGGUUACUUCUGAGAGACAGAAGUGAUGAUGCAGGAGCACAAGUCGUUCCUUAUAAGGGAUCUUCUAGGGGAUGUUUUGUCGGAACGUGUACACGAAGAUUCGGAGGACGAUUCGGCAGUUCAUUCGGAUUCCGAGGACACGAUCGACCCUGGAAGUAGUCCGUGUACGCGAUUGGAAAGUCCUCCUCCGACGCUCUCACCUUCACCGGCACCAGCAACCUCCGGCAAGUCCUGUGGAUCCGCGAACGGUCCUCCUAGCGGACGGAAACCUAGGAGAAGACGAACAGCGUUCACUCAUGCCCAGCUUGCUUAUCUGGAGAGAAAGUUUCGUUGUCAAAAGUAUCUGAGCGUCGCGGACCGAAGCGACGUCGCCGAUGCCCUGUCACUAUCGGAGACCCAAGUUAAGACCUGGUAUCAAAACAGAAGGACCAAAUGGAAGCGACAGAAUCAGCUACGUCUAGAGCAGCUACGCCACCAAGCGACGGUAGAAAAAGAGCUGUUGGUGCGAGGCGUAGGUCUUCACCAUGGGAGCAUAGACGCCUAUUGCCCACCGUACAACGCACAGACCCAAACGCAAAGUCAUCCGCCUCCACCGCCGCCACCGCCAGCUUCUUCCACCGCCUCGACGGCCGCCUUCCUCUCCACCGCUGCCGCUCUCUUUCGAAACGUCACCUACGUUCACGGAUGUCCGCUUUAACCAGGCCUAAUACCACGGUUCCAGGAUCGUUUCCGCUUUCCAGAGACCGUCGUCAGCGUUCCUCUCUUCAAAGUAUCUUCUUCUUCGAUAACGAAGCGGAUACUCAACGCGGUGAACCUCUGCGACCUCGAAUACCUUUGCCGACAGUUUCGAAACUUUUGCAUCGAGCUCUCGCUCAUCGGCCUCGUUGAAUCGUUCGUGCACAUCAUAGUUCUUAGUUGUUUCACAGUGAAGUGCGGGAAUUGAGGAAGAAAGAGUUUACGUUCACCAUCUUGGCGUUUUGAGUUACAGGGAAGCACCUAGACGAUUUCGUGCUCCACCCUUGGAGUUGUUUCUCGUGUUUAUCUUUUGCAUGCGAGACGGCAGUGUACAUAUGUAAUUACGAAGUUGGUCGGUAGUUGUCGUCGGUUCUUAUUUCAAAGAAUAACCGGGGAAAAAGGCGGGAUUAGGGGAAAUCUUUAGAAAGCGGAUCUGCUUUCAUCGUUCGAGAACAUUUGCUUGUUCUAAGUUACACUUCGAUCAUUUCUUUUGUUAAUCGAAACGAACAAGUCGACGAUUAACGCGUUUCGUGCCGUACGAGCUAUUAAUGAACCACGUCAUUUGUAGCAAGUACGAUUUUAAACAAUUUCUUGAGAAACUUUUAGAUUAGGUUGCGUGACCGUAUGAAUACGACGACUCGGUUCUUCUUAAUAGUAACUAUGAUUCUCUCAUCGUUACACGGCACGGAACAAGUUAACCGAGAAAAGUCUAGUUAAAUCGGUAGCAAGUUGAAUUUGUAGAUUUGAUAUAGGGUUGUAGGUAACCAUAACGAGAAAGAGAAAACGAAAGAAAAGAUGUUUAUUACGAUUUUCGUUUAGAGAUUUAGUUCGCUAACGCUGAUAGUCGAUCACCUUUUCCAGUUAGUCGACGACUUUUCGUCAACGACAAAUUUCUUGUAGAUAAAUAAAUUAUUAUCAAACUGAA